Molecule: messenger RNA, 1582 nt
Organism: Lolium rigidum
Lineage: Eukaryota; Viridiplantae; Streptophyta; Magnoliopsida; Poales; Poaceae
Product: protein ENHANCED DISEASE RESISTANCE 2-like
Exons: 2
Coding region: 171-1103 (310 amino acids)
Source: RefSeq, a predicted model, not a curated record
UGGUCACAUCAUCGGUGCCUUUUCCAGCUUCUCUUCCCUAGACGACAAGCCAACAAGAUUCAUCCGCCCAUCCCACUCUCCCCAGUCCCCACGCAAAUCGCCACAAGCAAAUCGUCGAUCCUCGCCCGCCAGGUUGAUCCAUCGAUACAUCCCGCCGCAAGAACCUGUCGAUGGCAUUUUCUAAUGGUGAGGCUGAGCACCAAUGGAUACAGAAUGUCCAGUCAGGAGGAGCAGUUCCUUGUCUACCGCCUGAAGACUGUCCUAAUGGCUGGGCUACUCCUCCUGGUGACACAUUUAUGGUCAGAGGCCCAGAGUAUGUUACCACUAAGGUAAAAAUACCUGGUGGGCAGUAUCUUCUAAAGCCUCUGGGAGUUGAUUGGAUCAAAGGCCCAGCAAAAAUCUGCGAGGUCCUGAAAAACAAGAGCCAUCGUGUGAGGAAAGCCAUUGACGAGGAGGUUUCACAUGGUAAUCAGCCUUUUGUCUGGGCUUUCAACCUUCAACUGCCCAGCAAGGAGAACUACAGCGCGAUAUUUUACUUUGUAUCACUGGAACCUGCACCUGAGGGCUCUCUAAUGGAUCAAUUUCUGAAAGGUGAUGACGCUUUCCGGAAAUCCAGACUUAAACUGAUAGCAAAUAUAGUUAAGGGGCCUUGGAUUGUUCGAAAAGCUGUGUGUGAACAAGCCAUCUGCAUACUGGGCAGAGCGCUUUCCUGCAAGUAUGUUCAAGGAUCAAAUUUCUUUGAAGUGGAUGUGGAUAUCGGAUCUUCUAUAGUUGCAAAUGCAAUUGUCCAUCUGGCGUUUGGUUACGUGGCGACAUUGACUGUAGAUUUAGCAUUUCUUAUUGAGAGUCAAGCUGAAUCAGAGCUUCCUGAGAGACUUCUUGGAGCUGUAAGGUUCUCUGAGUUAAGUCCGGGUUCAGCUGGUACGUAUGAAGUGCCAUCUGAGGAGCAGCAGGAAACUGCUCCCAUUCUGCCUGCAAGAUUGUGGCGGAGUUUUUCCCAACUUCUACAAAACCCGAGCAACUCAAUGGAGCAGUCGCCUAGCUCAGAGAACAUCAACGGAAGCUUCCACAAAGAAGGUGCCGAUGGCAACACUAAUUGGUAAGUGCAGCGGACUCAACAUGGUAAUUAGCUACUGUCCUCUAAACCGCACAAUUAGGUACUUUCCAGUAAACUGCAUCUGUUAGAAAUUUACCUUCACAGAUGGCAAAAUAUUUAUAAUAUGCUUGUUUUUAAUAAGAAGAUAAACGAAAAUGAGAUCUGUCGAGUAACUGUGAGAAACAAUCACAGCUAGAUGGCAUAUUGAUAUGUUGUGACUUGUUUGAUGAACUCUCAAGCCCAUUUUCCUUUUCUUAUGUUGGUAUAUUCCUGUGUUAGCUGAGCAUGCUGUACCACUCCUCUAUAUUGACAACAUUAUUAUGAUCUACUUGAGAGAAAAUUUAGACAAACAUGUUUCCAAAUAGGAUGUUCUCAUCAUCUCAUGGUGUACCCACCGGGGAACUGGUUAGUUUUGGUUAGUUUUGUAGCUGUUAUCUGACUCCCAUUCAACAUCUUGAUGCAUUCUAUCAUGGCUACAAAAUCUGU